Molecule: messenger RNA, 1644 nt
Organism: Stereum hirsutum FP-91666 SS1
Lineage: Eukaryota; Fungi; Basidiomycota; Agaricomycetes; Russulales; Stereaceae
Product: MFS general substrate transporter
Exons: 12
Coding region: 1-1554 (517 amino acids)
Biological process (GO): transmembrane transport
Cellular component (GO): membrane
Molecular function (GO): transmembrane transporter activity
Source: RefSeq, a predicted model, not a curated record
AUGGUCUCAUCUACAGAAGACUCCGGCUCUACUACAACAAGCAUCAUCUUCCACCAGGAGCAAGACAUCGGCGAAGCUCAUGGGCGUCAUGAACUCGAGUCGUCUCGUCCACCACGACGAGCGCUUUUCGGAAAAGAAAACCCUACGUCUUCCUCCCCUUUAGAUCCCCAUCCACCCCUUCCUGAAUCCUACGAACUCUCAACAUCACCUCCACCAGCUGCACACAUAUUAUCGCGGAACGUUCUCGAAGCUGGUAUCGGCUCAGAGGGCAUAACUUCUAGGCAGGCUGGGAGACCGAGCGGGGAUGAGUCGCCGGAGAUGGAGGAGCAGGGUAGACCGAGUGAGAAGCAGUCGUCGAAAUACAGGUGGUAUGCUAGGUUGCACUUCGCUGCGAUCUGUUGGUGUUUCUUCUUGCAAGGUUGGAACGAUGGAACGGCAGGGCCAUUGCUUCCAAGGGUGCAGUCUGUGUAUCACAUUGGUUUCGCCAUCGUCUCUCUCAUUUUCGUGUCGACCGCUAUUGGGUUCCUCGCUGGCGCCGCUCUGAACGUUCAUCUCGAUAGUAAAUUCGGUUUUGGGAAGGUCAUGGUCUUCGGCUCUUUGUUUCAAACUGUCUGCUACGCUAUGAUGAUUCCAGAAGGCCCCUUCGCUGUGCGUGUCGUGGCAUAUGGUGUUGGAGGAUUUGGAGGCGCAUUACAGCUAGCGGGUGGUAAUACCUUUGUCGGCAACUCUAAUAAACACAUAGAACGGAAGCUCGGAGUUAUGCAUGCUCUUUACGGUCUCGGCGCAUUCGCAGCACCACUUGCGGCUACCCACUUCUCGCAGGUGUAUCACUGGACGUUCCACUUCAUCAUUUCGCUUGGGAUAGCGGUGACCAACACGGUCGUCCUCGCGCUUGUGUUCAAAGGCCGGACGCUAGACGAAUGUAUGGCCGAGGAAGGCCACCCAGCAAGCGAGGUUAACUCCGAGCGCGAGAGUGGCAAGUACAGGCAGAUACUCAGUAUGAAGGUCGUUCACGCGCUUGCGAUCUUUACACUCGUAUAUGUCGGUACCGAGGUUACGCUUGGGGGCUGGAUCGUCACCUACAUUAUCCAAGAAAGGUCAGGUGGCGCGAGCUCGGGGUAUAUCUCUUCUGGAUUUUUUGGCGGAAUCACUGCCGGGCGACUAAUUCUCCUAUGGCUGAACAAGAAGAUCGGCGAGCGCACAGCUCUUUUCUUAUACGCUAUCCUUUGUAUUGGCCUCGAAAUCACCGUCUGGAUCGUACCCAGCCUCAUCGAAAAUGCUGUUGCGAUUUCGUUCGUUGGUGUCCUCAUGGGCCCAAUGUACCCCAUCCUCGUCAACCAGGCAAAGGGAGUCAUUCCGCGCUGGCUACUCAAUGGCUCGAUCGGCUGGAUUGCGGCUGUCGGUCAGUCUGGAAGUGCUAUCAUACCGUUGGUCACGGGUGUGUUGUCUGCGAAGUUUGGGAUUAAGAGUUUGCAGCCGCUAGUUGUUGCGAUGAUGGGCGUUCUGGUUGGGAUAUGGAUGCUCAUUCCCAGGGCGCAUAGGCGGGCGGAUUGAGCGGGUUCAUUGGGGUUCUAUUGGCUGCUACGUUUGCCACGCGACGCGUAGUUACACAAAAUACACCGUCCUGACUUAUUACAGUCGUAC